GAGAAAGGACCUGGGAGCCGGCCGCGCCUGCGCAGUCCACCCGGCCUCGGUUUGCCCGGUCUCCAUGGCAACGAGGCCGGCCCAGAGGCCUCAGCCAUCGCGGGCGAGAUGAAGCUGAAGCGGUUCUUGCUGCGAUACUACCCUCCCGGCAUUAUUCUGGAAUAUGUUCAAGGCGGGGAAGUGAAAACCAAAUCCAUAGAUUUACUAGACCUGAAUGCUGCUACAGAUGUAGGAGCCUUAGUAGAAGAUAUUAGAAAGUCAGAACCCCUUAUCACAGCCUCUCGUAAAGACCAAGUUGUACAUUUAAUACUACGACUACAAGAGAAGCUUGGACAACCAGUGGACCACAAGUUCCAUCUUUUUAAGGUACUUCGAGCACAUAUAUUGCCAUUGACUAAUGUUGCCUUCAACAAAUCUGGUUCUUGUUUCAUCACCGGAAGUUAUGACAGAACAUGCAAAGUGUGGGACACAGCAUCAGGAGAAGAGUUACGUUCUCUGGAAGGACAUAGGAAUGUGGUAUAUGCAAUUGCUUUCAAUAAUCCCUAUGGUGACAAGAUUGCUACAGGAUCUUUUGACAAGACCUGCAAAUUAUGGAGUGUGGACACAGGAAAAUGUUAUUAUACCUUUAGAGGACACACUGCAGAAAUAGUCUGCUUGUCCUUUAACCUUCAAAGCACCUUGGUUGCUACUGGAAGUAUGGAUACUACAGCUAAAUUGUGGGACAUACAGAAUGGAGAAGAAGUAGUCAGAUUAACAGGGCAUUCUGCAGAGAUUAUUGCAUUGUCCUUUAACACUACAGGAGAUAGGGUCAUUACAGGUUCCUUUGACCACACAGUUGCUGUAUGGGAUGUUGACACGGGCAGGAGGAUACAUACGUUAAUAGGGCAUCGUGCAGAAAUAAGUAGCGCACAGUUCAAUUGGGACUGUACCCUGAUAAUCACUGGCUCAAUGGACAAAACAUGCAUGCUGUGGAAUGCCCUCUCUGGCAAACGGGUGGCAACUUUAAGUGGGCAUGAUGAUGAAGUGUUAGAUGUUUGUUUUGAUUAUACUGGCCAGCGUAUUGCAACUGCUUCAGCUGAUGGGUCAGCAAGAGUUUAUGAUGCAGAAACAAAAAAAUGUAUUGCAAAACUUGAAGGUCAUGGAGGGGAGAUUUCAAAGAUCUGCUUCAAUCCUCAAGGCAGUCGUAUUCUUACAGCCAGUUCCGAUAAGACAGCUCGACUUUGGGACCCACAGACCGGGCAAUGCAUUCAAAUACUAGAAGGUCAUAAUGAUGAGAUAUUUUCAUGCGCUUUCAACUACAAGGGCAAUAUAAUUAUUACAGGUAGCAAAGAUAAUACAUGUAGGAUAUGGCGCUGAGGAUGCCGGACUGAAUGUCCUAAUGACUUUCAUAUGGUGAAUUUUAUAGACAAUAACCACUAUGACCUUUAAAAACCCUUUUUGUGUGUCUUCUUCUCACUUUUAGCCUUAAUGAAAUAGAUCUGUUUCCUGAACUCAUGAGUUGAAUAGUGUCAGCUGGUUCUAUAUUGGCUUUAAAUGUGUUAAAUAAUUAAGUUGCAGGAAGUUAUAGGCCAGUAGUGGUAGAGAUGGGGUCGGUAGUGCUAGAGAUGGGGAUAUUCAUCAUGAUCUAAACUAUUACAUGGAUGCUUCUCUCAUGCUUAGUCGAAUAUACUUAAUGUGUUUAAUCUUUGGUUAAUAAACUAUUUGAAAUGCUAUUAUAGUGUAACUAUUCAUGUAGAAUUAAUUAGAUACUACAUACUGGGAAGCAAUAUAAUCAACAGGAACUAGUAAAUCUCAGAAAUGUGUUGCUUGUUACAUUCAUGUUAUAUGUUGUUGCAAGUCAUACGCUGAGUUUUUCAUUCUCACCAGAUCAUUUCUAGAGCAAGUACUGGACCUGUAAUAUUGCAAUGGAAAAUCGAUGCAAAUCUCUCUCCUCUACCUUCAGUAUGAACUGAACUCUCUGUAUGAAAGCCCAAUUUCAUAGAAGCCUGGUUUAUGUCAUUUUCUCUUGCUAACCUUUAGGGGAAGAGUCAGAAGAAUCAGGCCCCUUCAGGAACUGAAGGAGAGUACUUAGGGAAAAAGCAAACCGGAAACCAUCUUAAUUGUAGAACAAUUUAUGCUUCUAUCAUCUAUCAUGUUGCCCUAGAUGCAUGAACCAUGCUUCCUAUUUGUUCACUUAAUUCUUUUACCAUGGCAUUGUUGCUAUUUUUCUCCAAUCUUGGUCUCUUCCAAGGACUAAAAUGAUUGCCUCAGCUUUUAUGUAUACCAGCCAGAUGCUGAUUUUGGUGCCGGUAUGAAAACUUGAGUUCCAAAUCUUUUGAAUUCUACAUUCCUUACGCCACCAGUAUAAUCUUGUUUUCUGUAUUCCCCUGAAAAUGCCAAGCCAAUCAGAAGGCAAUGUAUCCUGACUUCCCUGUUCAGCAUUACUCUGUAGAUCUUCUGGUAUUAUUUAUGCUUGAGGUAUUAUUUAUGAUUGUGAAAGGGUCGAUAUGAGAUGUGCCACAGAGCAAGGUACAAUACCUUUUAAGACCUGGAAAGUGAAGGUUUACUUUGUUCUAGUGCACUUAUUCUAAAAAGAACAACUGCUACUGAAAAAUAUUUAUUUAUAAGAAAGGAACUAACAAAGUGUAAAAAAAAACUUCUGCUUUGGAUUGUGUAGCCAAACCUGCAUUGUGUCUGAGAAUCUACACCACUGUCUAUAGAGUUUUCAUAAUCUUGGUUCCCUUCUUAAGGCAAAAGAGGAUGUGGGUUAGUCCCAAUUAUAGAACAAAUUUGCAGAGCUAAUGAAGAAUAACAUGACUUGAUAUUUGUAUGCAAAAUUAUUUGUUUAUACAUUUUUACUUCAACACUGCCUUUUAAUUCUUAAACUCUUUCAUUUUAGAAUAGUUCAUUAGUGAGGAGAUAAAGUAUAUUUCAGAGGUUGGGGAUAAUUCCAUCCAGAUAUUUUCUUCUUUGGAGAAGUGUUGAAAAGUCGAUAAAUGACUGACCAAUCCAGACACUGCACCUUUUGUUGCAGUGAACUAACACAUUUUAAGUAGUGGUCUUCCAUAGAUACCCCUUCCCUAGUGCAUUUCAAUUUUUUGGGAUAUAUUUCUGCAUUACAGGUUAACCCUCAGUUUUUAGGAGCUGCACAUGCUUAAUCACAUUUGAAAAAUAAGCCCUCAGGAUACGUUAUUUCACUUCUUAAAAUGGACAUAUCUCUGUACACUUUUUGGGGGCGGGGGGAAAACCCUGUUUUGUUUGAUUUGGGAUACAGGAUUAUUUCUUUAUUUACAACAUUUAUAUUCUUCCCUUCUCACCCCAAAGGGGACUCAGGGCAGAUCACAGAACACAUACACAGCAAACAUUAAACAGAUAGGACAGACAACAGAUAAAGGUAUUAUGUUGGCGUUUUUUUUGCCCAACUUCGGUGUCCUGGAGGUUGUGCUCAUUUCCAGCUACAGGGAGGUGCUGUUGCUCCAUCCUCUAUGACGAGCCUUGAUCAUAGACUUCCUUCUUCCUUUGAUCACCGGUAUUUUUCUGGUAUUUCCUUUAUGGUGCUGCAAAAUACCUCCCCUCUUAAGUGGUGCCUAAUUUCUCUACUCACAGCUCACUGCUGUUUUUCAACUGCUUAGGUGGACCAUAAGCUGAGCUGAAGGUUGGGUGCUCACCCUAACCCAGGCUUCAAGCUGGCAACCUUUCGAUUGGUAAGAUCUAUUGCUGCUGGUGAUUAACCAGCUUUGCUAAAGCCCAGAUCUCCCUUCCUCCCUCUCCUUCUUUCCUUCCUUUUUGUUAAACAGUUCAAUUGCAGUGUUUUAUUCUUUCUGUAUCAGAGUUGGACUUAAGAGAAGCAAAGAUGACACGGAUUGUUAACACAAAUUUAUUUCAGAUCAGGUUGCAAUAUGAAGAAGAAACGUACAGAAUGGAAUUUCAUCACAUUUUAACAUGUCACUAUGUUAUUUGUGCUUGUAAACGUUUAUUCUACCAUCACUGAAAGUCAGUACAAUUUUUUUUACUAACCUGCAUUGAUCUAAAAAUAAAUAAUUUUUCUAGCAAUAUACUUUUCAAUUUUUUACUGUUGAGAGGUACUUAGUGAACAGAAGCCUGGACUGGCUUUUAAGACAGUGACAUUUCUUCAGAGGAGACCUAUGUGUUGUUCAGCCUGAGCUAGGACCAGGAAUAAACUAGAUGUUUUAUUAGUAAUAGUGACCUGUACUGUAGAAUAUUCAGAAAAGUUGCCUCAACACUUAAAAAUAGAUUUAAAUCCUGGAAAAUGUCUUCUUUGAAUUAUGAGAACAUACAGACAUGCACUUUUAAGAGGAACAAUUAGAUAAAUAUGGCUCUUUAUAAUUUAUUUAAAAUUAUUUCGAAAUAGUGCAAAAACAUUUGGGACAUAUUGCAGAAUCAUAUAGUUUUGUAAUGAAAAUAAAAUAUGUCUUCCAUAUUUUUGCAGAAAGAUAACAAGCAAUAUCACUAUAUGACCAAAAAUACAGUUUUGCUUU
Molecule: messenger RNA, 4478 nt
Organism: Anolis sagrei ordinatus
Lineage: Eukaryota; Metazoa; Chordata; Lepidosauria; Squamata; Anolidae
Gene: DAW1
Product: dynein assembly factor with WD repeats 1
Molecular function (GO): protein binding
Source: RefSeq, a predicted model, not a curated record